AUGGCUACCCCUAGUGUCCUCGCUUUUGACGCCGAGGGUCAAGCCAUUGACUUUGACGUCUGGGUAGAUGACCUGCAGCUGUUCUUACAGUGCGAUAGGGCACACGGUCUCUCCCUCUUUGACCUCACCUCUGGUGCCUCUCCUGCUCCUGCUGCUGAUGGUGACGCCACUGUUCGCUCACAGUGGGCCACGCGCGAUGCUGCUGCACGUCUUGCUGUGCGUCGCCACCUCCCUACCUCUGAGCGUGCGCACUUUAGUCAGUACAAGAGUGCUCAGACCUUGUACCACGCUGUAGUUGCACGCUACUCCUCCCCUGCCACUGCUGCUUUGAGCCGUCUCAUGCUACCGCACCUCUUCCAUGACCUUGCUGCCUUUCCCACAGUCGCUGACCUCAUUACGCACCUCCGCACUAGUGACACUCGCUACCGCGCUGCGCUUCCAGCUGACUUCUGCGCCAAGAACCCCCCCCCCCAUCGGCCGACCUCCUUGGUCUUGAGUCGGUCGGUGCGGCGUCUGCCUCUAGCAGGAGACGCCGCUCUGGCAAAGGCAAGGGGGGCACGGGCACUGGAGGAGCGAGCGGGGGUGGUGGAGGUGGAGGUGGAGGCGGCGGGGGGAGUGGGGGUGGCGGUGGGAGUGGAGGUGGGGGUGGAGGUGUCGGUGGCGGCAGUGGAGGCGGAGGCGGCGGCGGCGGUGGCGGGUGGGAGCGGAGGUGGCGGAGGUGGUGGCGGUGGAGGAGGCGGCGGAGGCGGCGGUAGUAGCGGAGGCGGUGGAGGCGGCGGAGGCGGUGGAGGCGGCGGAGGCGGCGGGGGUGGCGGUGGAGCUGGUCACGGGUCUACGCAGAGGAGUGGCUCCGGUGGUGGUCCGCGCCAGCAGCAGCAGCGCGGUCGUGAGACCCUGUCCCCCCAGCAGCUCCAUGAGUGGUACACUGCACGCCAGCGGGGUGGGGGUUUUGGUCCGUGCACCUACGUCCUGCGCACCGGCGACCGUGCGGGUGAGGAGUGUGGGGGUGCGCACCCCACCCAGCGCUGCUUUGGCCGCCUGACGGACGCGUGGCGUCACCAGUUCCCGGAGGCCACAGAGAUCCCUCGCUGGGGCGAGCUGUCUAGGGCGGGAGUUGCCAUCUAUGAUCUUGAUUUUGAUGCUAUCCUUUCUGCCAUGUAUGCUGUGUCUAUUAGUGAUGAGGGUGACUGUUACCGGUGUUUCCCGCCUGAUUCGGGCAUUGAGACUGCUGCUCUAGGUACUGGUGAGUCUGCGCUCUCAGGUACUGCGUCGGCUUCGGCCUCCCUCACCUUCACCCUUGACUCUGGGGCUUCUCGCUCCUUCUUUCGGGACCGCACCACACUCACGCCGCUUAGUCGGCCAGUUGCGAUGUCUCUGGCUGACCCCUCUGGGGGUCUUGUCCUGUCUCACUUCUCCACAGUCCUCCCGUGUCCGACGGCUCCCUCUGGCACGCUGUCUGGUCUCUACCUCCCCUCGUUUUGUACAAACCUGGUGAGUGGUGCUGACCUACAGGAUGGGGGAGUACACCGGUUCAGUCCUGUGCGUCAGCGGGUGACGCACUACACAGAGGCUAGCACAGGCCGACACCAAGCUACGUUUACCCGUCAGCCGGGGUCAAGCCUGUACACACUGACCACUGCGUCUCCUCCAGUUGUUGAGUCUCGUAGGGUAGCUGCGUCGGGUAAGGUGUUUGGUGCAGCAUCCACGUCUGGUCCUGAGUCUGCCCCCUGUUCGUGUCGUCUCCUGUCUCACGAGACUCUUCUCUGGCAGCAUUGCCUUGGUCACCCCUCUCUGCUUCGGCUCAGAGGCAUGGCCUCCCGUCUUCUUGUUUCUGGUCUCCCCCGGUCCCUCCCUCCCCUUCCUCAGGGCCCUGGCCCUACCUGUGUCCCCUGUGUCGAGGGGCGCCAGCGGGCUGCCCCUCACUCCUCCCAGUUUCCUCCGACAGAGGCCCCGCUGCAGACGCUUCACAUGGACGUGUGGGGCCCAGCCCGCGUCCGUGGACAGGGUCACGAGCGCUUCUUCCUGCUUGUUGUUGACGACUACUCGCGUAACACCGCGGUCUUCCCCUUGCGCAGCAAGGGUGAUGUCACUGAGGUGCUGAUCGACUGGAUCUGCGCACCUCUUCUCCAGCUCAGGCAGAGCUUUGGCUCGGACUUUCCUGUUCUGCGUCUGCACUCGGACAGAGGCGGAGAGUUUUCCUCUGGCCUUCUGAGAGCCUACUGUCACGCACGAGGCAUCCGUCAGACCUUCACGCUUGAGGACUCCCCGCAGCAAAAUGGGAUUGCUGAGCGCCGCAUUGGCAUGGUCAUGGACGUCGCUCGUACGUAUAUGAUGCAUGCGGCUGCUCCCCAUAUUCUGUGGCCGUUUGCGGUGAGGUACGCGGCACAUCAGAUCAACCUCCACCCCAGGGUCUCCAGGCCGGAGACCUCCCCAGCCUUGCUGUGGACAGGGAAGGUUGGCGAUGCGUCGGCGUUCCGGGUCUGGGGAUCUCGGGCGUUUGUUCGCAACUUCUCUACGGACAAGCUUUCCCCUCGUGCUGCUCCUUGCGUCUUCCUUGGGUUCCCCCCUGACGCGCCUGGGUGGCAGUUCUACCACCCCACCUCUCGCCGUGUUCUUUCCUCCCAGGACGUCACUUUUGACGAGUCGGUCCCCUACUACCGCCUCUUCCCCUACCGCACUCCGUCCCUCCCCCCCCCUCGCUCUUCCUUGUACCAGGUAGACGGAGUCGAGCCUGUCGAGGUUACUGGUGACUCUGGUGCUGCUGAGGGUGCUGAGCCUAGGGGUGCUGAGCCUAGGGGUGCUGAGACUGGGGGUGCUGAGCCUGGGGGUGCUGAAACUUGGGGUGCUGAGCCUGGGGGUGCUGAGCUUGGGGGUGCUGAGCUUGGGGGUGCUGUGCCUGGGGGUGCUACGCCUGGGGGUGCUGUACCUGGGAGUGCUACACCUGGGGGUGUUGAGCCUGGGGGUGCUGAGCUUGGAGGGCUGCGCGAGUGGUUUGACCGGCGCUGGAGCCGUGAUGCUGGUGCUGGAGGUUCUUCAGCUACUGUGGGUGCUGCUGACGCGGGUCCCGAAGGUGCUCGUACUGGGAGUACUGGAGCUGAUGUGCCUGCAGGUUCGACUGGAGCUGGUGCUGCUGAGGGUGUUGGCGCUGAGACUACCAAUUGCGGUCCUACUGGGGGUACUUCUGUGCUGCUGGAGGUUCUGGAGCUACUGGAGGUGCUGCUAGAGCAGGUGCUCCUGCAGGGGGCACUAGGGUUACAGUUGCAGCCUACCUCCCCUUUGCCUGCUCCUUCUCCCUACACUGGUCCUACUGGAGGUCUUGCUGAGCGUCGUGAGCCUGCGUCUCGCCCUACGUCGCCUGUCCGUCCUGCUCGCGAUAGUGGUCGUGGUUCGCGUCAGCGUCCUCCUCCUGUCCCUGGCACGCACCGGAUGUCUCUGCGUCCGUCCACUGCUUCUCUGCGUGCCCCUUUGCCUUCUCCUCCUGAGUCCUCUCUUCCUGCUCUUGCCGACCCGGAGUCAGACUCUCUUCGUGCUGCCAUUCCUACUGUCACGCGUCUCCUGGCUACUAUCGUCACUGACCCUUCUUUUGAGUCCACUGCUGCGUCUGCUCUAGUUGCUGAGCUCGUCGACUUUGCUUCUCGCUGUCGCCUAGACUACGCUGCUAGAAUUGUCGCUGAGUCUGAGUCUGUCUGUCCUCUGUCCGUCGAGGGUGAGUGUGCCCUUGGCACGGAAGUCGUUGAGGACACGCAGGAGGAGUUCCACUGUCUGGCUACUGCUUCACCUCAUCUCGUGUCCGUACUGCUUACCCCUGAGGGAGACCCGGAUGCACUUGACAUCCCGACUCCGCGCUCCUACGAGGAGGCGAUAGGGGGUCCCUACUCCUCUCACUGGCAGGUAGCUAUGGACACAGAGAUGGCUUCUUGGAAGUCCACACGCACCUACGUUGACGAGGUUCCCCUGCCUGGGGCGAACAUCGUAAGUGGCAUGUGGAUCUUCAGAGUGAAGCGGCCGCCGGGUUCUCCGCCUGUCUUCAAGGCGCAUUACGUGGCUCGUGGCUUCAGUCAGCGGCAGGGAGUUGACUACUUUCAGACCUUCUCUCCCACCCCGAAGAUGACCACUCUUCGGGUACUACUGCACGUUGCUGCUCACCGUGACUACGAGCUGCACUCUCUCGACUUUAGCACAGCUUUCUUGCAGGGCAGCGUGCACGAGGAGAUCUGGCUGCUCCGCCCACCUCGCUUCACUGGGUCGUUCCCUCCUAGUACCCAGUGGAGCCUCCGGCGCUUCCUGGACGAUGACACGUAUGCAGGCGUUGCUGGUCAAAACCCUGAUGACGUGUUCAGUUUCGAUGACGUGCGAAGAUGCUCUCCGAAGCUUCUAGUGGCGGGAAGGAGCUCCCGCGCUUCAAGCUGGGAAUAG
This is a messenger RNA of Closterium sp. NIES-65, 4416 nucleotides long. The record is from the annotation of a GenBank genome assembly. Lineage: Eukaryota; Viridiplantae; Streptophyta; Zygnematophyceae; Desmidiales; Closteriaceae.